This is a messenger RNA of Thecamonas trahens ATCC 50062, 12434 nucleotides long. RefSeq lists its product as uncharacterized. Gene Ontology annotation, molecular function: calcium ion binding; cysteine-type deubiquitinase activity; K63-linked polyubiquitin modification-dependent protein binding. The record is from RefSeq and is a predicted model, not a curated record. Bases 1 to 12381 code for a protein of 4126 amino acids. Gene Ontology annotation, cellular component: nucleus; cytoplasm. Gene Ontology annotation, biological process: protein deubiquitination involved in ubiquitin-dependent protein catabolic process. The transcript has a single exon. Lineage: Eukaryota; Apusomonadida; Apusomonadidae.
AUGUGGAAAAAGUUCAAGCAACAAGCGGAAGAGGCCUACGACUCGGCGGCAUCUGCUAUCAAGGAGACGUCGCAAGAGUAUGGUCUUGUCCAGCCCACGCCUGCCCCGACCUACACUCCACCGUCGCAAACGCUACAAGUCGACGACUCGCAGUUCAGCUCGGCGACGUCGUCAGCGGUCGACGACGACGCCGCGGCUACCACCGCCGCCGCCGCUGCUGCUGCUGCUGCAUCUGCUGCAUCUGCUGCAUCUGCUCCCACCGCCGCGACAGGUGCAUCGCCCGGCAGAUCACAGUUUCUGUGGCGAGAGCCGGCCGUCGCCGACAUCUUUGCCGACCCGUACCUCGACGGCGGCGAUGCCGGCGACGAGGCUUCAGUCUAUCGUGCCACGGUUGCGCCGUCGCUCGGCAACGUCAGCUGUGCGCUCGGCCUCAUCGCCGAGGCUGCCGAAGCCGUGAGGACGUCGCCGGCGCUCGCUGCCCUGGUCCCGUCUGCCGUUCCGCCCGCCACUAUCGACGCCGCCAUCGCCACCCUGCGCGCCGGCGAGGCGCUUGCUGCCAAGAUGGCUGAGCUGGCCUCGUCGCGUUCGUUCCGCCGCGACUCUGCCCUCGUGGCUCUUCUCGAGCAGCUGGUGGCUGCCGUCCGCGCCCUCCCGCCCGGCGGCGUGCUCCUUGUCCCGGGCGGCUGGGUUGCCCCGCCGCCGACCGAGGCCGAUCCCGAGCCCACGCCCACUCACAUGGUUGUUGGUGCGCUCAAGUGCACGACGCCUGGCACCUACGAGUUUACCCUCACCAACACUGGGUCCGGCUUACAGUACCACCCACACACCUUUGCGCCGCCCGAGGGUGCCGAGCUCCGGGCCCGCUCGCUCUCCAUCCCCAACAUCGCCGCCGAGCGGGUCCACGACUCGGCCUUUUGGUUCCUCUACUGCUUCCCGCUCUUCUACCCGCAGCCGACCUGCGGCCCGCUCUGGCUCUACCAGCACGUCCUCCCGCACCUGGCACAAACGCCGGUCAAUGUUGCCGCCGCCUCGCCAGACGUCUCGGUCGCCCUCGAGUUCUUCCCGCCGCCGCGCGGCCCUGAUCCGUCGGCCGGCCUCGCCGUCGCGUCCACCUUCCGCUACCUCCUUCGCACCGCAGGCGUCGCCAGCCGUGCUGCAGACGUCAUGGACGGCGUGCUCAAGCUCAGCAUCGCGUCGGCUGUCACAGGCCAGCUCGCUGCCGCCCCUUUUCUCUCACCCUCAGAGUACGUCCUUGUCUCGGUUGUUGCCCGCGAGACUGCUCGACGCUACGCCCUCAUCGCCCAGCUUGUCCCGGACGCACUCAUUUCGCAAUCGCAGCUCGCGACCGCCAAGGCCAUCACCGAGCAGCUCGCGUCUUCUGCAUGGACCCUCGCCCGCAAGUCUAACCCGAUCUUCCCGCCAGAGCUUGCGCUCGAGGCCGCGCCUGGCGCCGCCGCCGACGACGAGGGAGCUUGGCCGCUCUUUGACCGCUUUGUCCGCGACUCGAGCGUCGACCAUCUCGCCGGCGAGCCAGCGCCGCCGCCCAUCCUCCGCCCCAUGCAGCUCACGCUUGUACCCGAGACCGUGACCACGCUCGACGAGGCCGCCCAGGCGCUCCGCCACUGCGUCUCGGUCUCGACCCUCCUCGCCAACCAGGCGAGUCUGGUCAAGAACUCGUACGCCGUCCGCGUCGCCCUCAUCUCCUCGCUCUUCACUCGCGUCCUCCCCACCCCGCUCCCGCCAGCCAUCGAUCAUCCGUGCUUCUGGCGGGACACGCCCAUGCGCCACGAGACCCAGAAGGACAUCGUCGCCCUCAUCCACAUGCUCUUUCGUCACUUUGCCGCCGCUUCACUCUCGGUCAAGGUCACCCGCUCGCUCGAUGCCCUCCGCAUCCUCACCUUUGCCGCCAUGGCCGCCGUCGCCGAUGCCGUCCUCCGCGUCACCGCCACUGACAUCCCUUCCGUUUUCUCUGCCCACUACGCCGGAUCAGCCCCCGGUCCGGUCGCUCCGUUUGGCUUCCGCAUCGGCGCCUUUGCCGUCGAGUCGCGCACCAUGCGCUUCCUCGAGCCGGCCUAUGUCGUGGCCCGCACAAAGGUUCUCGACUACUUUACCGGCCUCGAGGCAAUGCUCGACAACGAUCACGUCAUCUUUGGCUACGAGUCGUCGCGCACUCUCUCGUCCGGUGACGCCCGUCUGCUCUCCCAGAUCUGCAUCGCCAUGGGCUUCCCAGCAGAGUCAUCCCGCCUCCCGCUCUACCUCUCUGGCGAAGACCCGCUGCUCGUCGACAACUACCCGCAGCUCGCCUACUUUCGUGACAUCGUCUUCACCUUUAAGCUCUGCAUGGCCCCGACCUCGGACGCCCUGCCACCGCUUCGCCGCUGGCGUGUCGCCGACGCCGCUCUCGCCUGGAAGUACACCAACCCAGCCAAUGGGUUCAAGGUUUCGGCCUUUGGCAAGGAGCUCGCUGCAGGCAAGGUCGGCAAGGCCGUGGCCAAGGGCGUGACCAAGAUCGUCGGCGCAAAGUGGGGCGCAAAGUUCUCAAAGCUCAUCCACGUCUCGCUCCCGCGCGCUCCGCCUACCGGUGGCGAUCCGUCUGUCCUCGCUGGUGAGGACAUCGCCUCUGAGGCUGACGUCCUCCACCUCCCCUCCGUUCCCACCUUUGACGGCCGCCUCACCUCGCGCGACUCGGAGCUCCUCCUCUCCUACCUCACCGCACCUUACAUCCGCAUCCCGCUCAUCCUCGACUUUUUCGCCGACGAGGGUCGCAUUCAUGCCCUUGAUGCCCUCGAGCUGCAGGAUGUCAUCGAGGCAGUUCUCUUUGAGCCCGGCGCAUGGGCCGCACGUCCAGACGCCGACGCGCUCGCCGACGCACCAGACUCUGUUCCGCUCGACGCCGACGCCCACCCCGAGGCCCUUGCCACCGCAAACGGCCUCCUCUUCAACGAGCUCCGACACUCGCCGUUUGUCGUCCUCUCCGCCCUCCGCAAGCUUCUCGACCUCGUCCUCGAGCUUGACACGGGCAAGUUUGCCCCAACCUCGUCGCCGGUCCUCCUCUUUGUCAUCCGCGUUCUUGUCCGCGUCCACGAGUACAUGCUUGUUCUACUCGCCGCCAACGGCUACGCUGGCAACGACCACCCCGACCUCGUCGCUCUCCUCCCGCGCGAUCUGCAGCUCCCGCGCGACCUUGCCGUUCCAGCCGGCCUCGUUGGUCCACUGGCCAACCUGGCGGCUUCGGUCACAGCAGACCUUCACGGCCGCGUCUUUUCUAUGCUAGAGGGCUGGCGGAUGCGUGCGCUCCGUGACCGCGACGUCGCCACCGCUUGCGUCGUCCAUGCCCACAUUGCGUACCUGUACAAGGCCGCCACCCCGGCGUCGCUCGAUGACCAGGCUGCCACCGCGCUUCUCUCGGCGCAGAUCUUCCUCAACAUCAACUACCGCUUCUCGCUCGACGCGCCGACAUCGCUUGGCCACGGCACGCCUGACGAGGGUGCCUCGCGCGAAGAUCCGGACGCCCCCGGCGACAAGCUCAACACCGAGCUGUACAUCAGCCAAAUGGAACUCUUCGAGCUCUUCCAAAAGCACCGUGUCAAGCUCGAGGCCUACCUCAAGAAUCAUCCCCCGGCCGCAAACGCCAUCCUUGAGGCCAUCAUCCGCGUCGUCACCUUUGCCGGCUCGCUUGCCGCUGUUCACGACCCCUCGGCGCCGCCGCCACGCAACUGGGCCUCGCUCCCGCGCCCGUUCUGCUCUGGCCGAUUUGUGCCGGACACCGAGGACUCGCUCAAGGCGUCCAUGGCUCCGCUCGACGGCGAGUCGUACGAGGAUUGGCUCCGCCGUGUCACCACAGACUCGGUCGGGACCGAGAUCAACGUCCAGCUCGGUGAGUUUACCCUCAAGAAGAACACCAUGCAGUUGCUCGACGACGAGAUUGGUGAAGCCGCAGACUUUACCGCCGCCUACGGCAAGUCCGCUUCCGGCGCCGACCGCCUCCAGGCUGUCCUUGUCCAGUCCACCGUCCACCGGACUUGGCUCCGCCUCGUCGGCAAGCGCCACGAUGUCCACCAGUGGCUUACCCUCGAUCCGCGCCCGUUUGCCUCCUCGCUCUUCACCCGCUCGCUCUCGUCGCUCACUGGGCCGGAGGCCUGGGUUCGGGCCGCGCUCGCGCCCAUCGCCCCAUUUGCGCUCAAGGGCCUCACCGUCAAGUUUGCUCAGGGCUCGUACGCCAAUGCGUGUGUCGCCAUCGGUGCUGCCCGUGUCCGCACCGCCCUCGACGCCACCGCUCCGCAGGGCAUGGGCGCCGAUGACCCGUUUGCUGGAGACUCGGACGACGACGCUCCCGUCGUCGCAGACUCGGCUCCAGACGCCGGCGACUCGCGCUUACCAGGCCUCAAGGGUGCAUCGAGCGUCCGCACCCUCCGUGAGUUUGUCGUCUUCCGCAACCCGGCCGUCGUUCACAUCUACGAUGUCUUUGAGUACGGCCGCCGCUUCUACCGCAGGCUCAUCUUCUCGUCGUCGGCCGAGUACACCCACUCGGACGCCGAGCCCAUGCUCAUGACCCUGGGCUCCGGCAUCAACCAGGCCAUCUCGGGGGACUACGACGCUGCCUACCCGCGCCGCCCCUCGGUCGUGGUCACCCGCACCCUCACGGCGCAGCUCGGUCGCCAGGUCUUUGUCCCCGAGCGCACCCUCCGCGGCAUUGUGCCAGCCGCGCUUCUGGACGAGUAUGCCUUUUGGCAAAACGACGACGACUCACUCACUGGCUAUCUUCGGUGCGACGGCGACGCAAGCCGCGACGAGACCCGGCCGCCGUCGCUCAUCACCAUCUCGCUGGCCCUCGGCGAGACGAGCUCUGGUGAGCACAACCCACUCGCCACCCGCGGCAUCAUCACCCGCACCCUUCUCAUCGACAACGGUGCCGACCUCACACUGGGCGACGCUGCAGCAAGCGACGACGACGCCGCUCCCAUUGUCGGAGCAAACGACAUGUCCUCUGCCCCGCCGCCCAACGCUGCUCAAGCGUUCCUCAAGCCGGAUCCGAACGCACCGGUUCUCACGCUCCUCAACCCGAUGAUGGCGGCGGCUGGCUCGCAUCUGGCCUCGCUUGCCGCUGUCCUCACCCGCCUCGAGACUCUCUCGCACAUCCUGGUCUGGUCUCAUGCCCCGCCACAGGUCGCCCGAGUUGAGCUCCCGCGGCUCCGGUUGACGUUUGACGCCCGCCCGGGGCCCGACGGCGCGCCGGUCCUCUACUCAAACGACUACGCCGGGCUGUUCAUCUCGAACCACCGGUGCGUUAUGACCGAGCAGCUCCUCGAUGGGCUCGGCAAUGCUAUCCUUCUGCAAAACGGAAACCGCGAGCUCUUUGUCCUCGUUCCUGCCGCGUGCAUGCCUGCCCGCCCAGACACCGGACAGGCCUUCCCUUCGGGCAUUUUGCUCAACCGCUCAUCGCGCGAGUGGCUCGGUAAUCUCGGUGACGUGCGGACGUAUCUGUAUGCGGUCCACGCGUCGCGUACCUUCCUCAUUGCGCCGACGCUCUCGGCCACCCUCUACCUCCUCCUCCUCCGCUUCAUGUCGCGCCAGUACGACCGCGUGGCACGCAUGGCUGCCGCCGCUGUCUCCGACACUGCGCUCUCGCCAGAGGAGGCGCAGAUCUUUGAGCUCCUUGAGUUCCUUGGCUCGGAUCAGUCGCCCGGCGCCAACGCUGUCCGUCUCCGCAUCUCGCUGGCCACUGCCGCGUCGCGAACGGCUAUGCCUGUCGCCUGGAGCCUGGCCAAGGAGAUGGCAGCCUACGUUCGCGGCCGCGAGUACGUGCCCAUUGCGACGCGGCUGACGCCGGACGAAGAGCGCGAGGUCCUCGACCUCAUCGGCCCGCAAGCUCUCGCAGCCUCGUACAUUCUCCGCAACCGCAGCGAGUACCUGCGGGUUCUGCAGAGUGGGGUGCGCGGGACCAUGGCGCUCACGCCGCCGCCCACUCCCCAUCCGGAGCUUGCCCACUUUGACGGCGUCGUCGACAAGUCGGCGCUCUCGUCGGUCUCCAAGUUCUCGGCAGGCUCGCGAGCGCUCCCGCAGUACGCGUCGCCUGUCUCAGCAACUGGUGCGUCGGCCGUCAAGUUCCUGGUCAAGGCUCUCUCGACCGGCCUCCGAGUUGUCGGCGAUGACUCCUCGCUUGGUUUUGUCUUCUUCUACGAGCUCCUCAUCGGCGCUCUCAAGAUCCAGCUCCUCCCGUCGGACUCGCCAAGCGCGCUCGCCGAGGCGCUUGUCCGGACUGCGCCGACCAAGCAGACAUGCUCGACCUCGAACCUUAUGUCGAUUCUGCGCAUAUGCAUGGCCAAUCCGGCCGUGGCCACUUCGGGCGAGCUGCCAUCGUACUCGGCGCUGCUCCAGGCCAAGAAGGCCGCCGACACCUCGAGCAAGUACAUUCCGUCGGCGGUCAAGGGCAUGUUCCAAAAGGGCUCAGCCACCCUCGACUUUCUCUCGCAGAUCCACUCGGUCCUCAACGCCCGCUCGUCGUCGCUCGCCUGGCCAUGCGUCCCCAACCUCGCCGCCACCUUCUCGCCGCCGACCUCGCUCGCGCUAGACGUCCCAGACUCGUCGCGCGCUGCUCUCAAGGCUGGCAUCGGCUCGCCGCGCAUCGUCUCGUACGGCUGUGCACGCCGGGUCCUGGGCGAGUCGAGUGCAGUUUCGGGUGCCGAGCUCGCCGCCUUUGCCGCUGCUCCGCUCUCGGUCCUCGGCCUCGACAAGUAUGUGGUCCAGCUGCCGGCUGUUGCCGAACCAGUCGACGCUGCGCUUCCCUUUGAUGUGGCGGCCCAUCCGUACGCCAAGAGCCACAUCGCGUCGGCCAUGAUCGAGCGGCUCGCCGGCGACUGCGAGUACUUUGCCACGCGGACAAACAGUGCGACGGCGCCGCAGCUCGCCAAGCUCACCACCGCCAACAUUGGCGCGCUCGCCGCCGGUGUCCAGUCUUCAGUUUCUGGUGUCAACGCCGCUGCCGCCUGGGUCGCGGACAUUGAGGCCGUUCUUGUCACCCAGCACUCGAGCGAUACCCAGCGCGCUCUGGAGCUCAUCUUCACCCUCCUCGAAGCUGCCAACAACGUUGGGUCGGGCUCGCGUGACCGGCUUGUCUUUGGCCUCUUGCAGGAUGCUGGCUUCCAGCUCCAUGCAUGGAUGGAGCUGCUGGUGGCGUGGAUGCUCGACAACGAGGGCGUGGGCAAGCUGAGUGCGUUCAACCCGUUCCUCGACCGUGACCAACUCGCGGCACUGGAGCAGCAGAUUGCCAGCGUCCUCCUUCUUGUCAACCGAGUUGGCCAGACGGCGCGAGCCAUUUCAGCGGCGCAAGAGCUAGGUAAGAUGCUUCGCCAACUGGCAGUCCGCGGUCCGGCUCUGGCCGGUUCGCCCGAGCUUGACACACUCCAGCAGGGCCUGGUGCUCAAGGCUUCCUCGCUGGCUGGUGCACUGGCGACCGAGCGGCACUAUGUGUCGCGGACCGACUAUGGCUACGACCCGCGGUACCUCGUGUUUGAGUACGCGACAAACAUCAUGCUCCGUGGCGCCCAGGUGGCGCUCGUGGCCAAGUUUGAGGCGGCAUUCAAGGCCGGCUCGUCGCUCUGCCACCAGAUGAUCAUGGGUGCGGGCAAGACAACGGUGGUUGGCCCCCUCCUUGCGCUCCUCCUUGGCUCGCAGUCGACGCUGGUGGUCCAGUGUGUGCCAGGCGCACUGCUCGAGUUUUCUCGUGGCGUCAUGCGCGAGCGCUUCUCCUCGCUCAUCUGUAAGCCGGUCUACACCUUUGUCUUUACACGCUCGACGCCGGUCACGCCGCAGCUGCACGCCAAGCUCCUCAAGGCGCGCGAGACCAAUGCGGUUGUGGUCUCGACUCCGUCGAGCCUCAAGUCGUUUGCCAUCAAGUUUGUGGAACUCAUGCACAUGCUCGAGCAGCAGGGCGCGUUUGAGGGUGGCACCGGGCCCGCGCCGCAAACCAGUGAUGACUCGAUGUCGGCCAAGAUGUCCGGCUGGUUCAAGUCGGUCUCCAAAUCGGUGACAACCUCGGUCUCGACCUGGUCCUCGCGGGUCUCGUCCGAGGCCGUGGCCGAGCUCAAGGCCCAGGCCCAGGUCUGCGUCGACAUUCUCUCCCUGUUCAACACCGGCGUGGAGCUCCUCGACGAGGUUGACUGGAUCCUGCACCCACUCAAGUCGGAGCUCAACUGGCCGCUCGGUGCCAAGGAGCCACUCGACUUUACGUCGGCGGGCCUGCGGUGGCAGCUGCCAUGGCAUGUCCUCGACGCCAUCUUUUACGCCCAGACCGGCCAGCUGACGGUCGACUACGGCGAGUCGCGGGUGGCGCUGCGGGUGCUCGAGGCCAUCAAGGCGGCCAUCGAUGCGGGCGCCGCAAGCCAAGCGCUGCAGAUGACGCCGCACGUGGUGGUGCUCGACAAGGCGUUCUUCACCCGCGAACUGCUUCCGCUGCUCGCGCAGUGGACUGCGCUCUGGGUGGUCGACCACGGCGUCCGUGCGCUCUCUGCCGAGGAAGUCGGCGAGUACCUGCUCCGCGGGUCGCGGGCGUCAAGCGAAGUGGUGGCCAAGGCGAGCGCGCACCUUGACGACGAGGCGCUCAAAAUGCUUAAUCUCGGACACGAGUGGCUCACCUCGUUUCUGCCCCAUGCACUUGCCAAAAUCAACCGCGUGUCGUAUGGUCUACUCGCGGCGAGCGACAUUGCGCUCGCUGCCAAGCGCGGAUCGUUCAUGCCAACGUCGCGCAAGCUGCUCGCAGUGCCAUUUGUGGGCAAGGACCGGCCGUCUGAAGCGUCCGAGUUCUCGCACCCUGACAUUGUCAUCGGCCUCUCCAUCCUUGCGUACCGGUACGAGGGCCUUCGGUGGAGCGACUUUAAGACAGUGCUCAGCUCGCUGCGUGGGUGCAUGAUCCACGAGUAUGGGCCGUACGCAAACCGGCCAUCGGUCGUCAAGUACCGCGAGUGGGUUGAGGCCGCCGGCGGUACAGUCCGUGGCGGUGGCGGUGAGGUUGGCGAGCGGCGGCCUGGCGUUGAAAUCGCGCCGGCUGGCGAGGAGUUCACUGACCUCUGGCCGCUGCAGUUGCUCGACCUCAAGGACGCCGAGCAGAUGGGCUUGCUGUACAAGCUCCUGGCGCCGUCGGCAACCGCGAUUGCGUGGUACCUCUUUGAGCACGCUUUCCCGGAGACCAUGUCGUUCCAGACGCUCAAGCUCUCGGCUUCGGGUCAGGAGCUUGGCGGCGAGCUCCUGUUUGGCCGGCGGGUUGGCUUCUCAGGCACACCGUCGGAUCUUGUUCCGCUCGAGUUUGGCAAGUGCCACUUUGAGCGCGGCGACGACGGCAAGAUCAUGCACUUCCUCACCUCGCCGCAGGUGAUGACCCAUCGUGUGCUUGCGCCGGGUUGGACCGUCAAGUCAGUGCUCGACGCUGUGGCGCAGGCGAACCCGCCGUACCACGCGCUCAUUGAUACUGGCGCCCUCGUCACUGGCUACUCCAACUACGAGGUGGCCGAGUACCUGCUCGACGCCGGUCUCGAGGGCAUGGAUGGCGUGGUUUACCUCGACGAGGCUGACUGCAAGAUGAUCCUGCUCCGGGCCGGACGCAAGGUGAUGAAGCUUGCGGCGUGCGGCGUGGCCAAGGCGAAGCGUUUCUCGUUCUACGACCAGGUUCACACCACCGGCAUGGACAUCAAGCAGCACUUUACGGCAAAGGCGGCAAUCACGCUCGGCAAGGACAUGACCUUCCGCGACUAUGCGCAGGGCGCAUUCCGCAUGCGCGGCAUUGGUCAGGGCCAGACCCUGGAUAUCCUCAUCAUCCCAGAGGUUGCAAAUCUCAUCGAGCGGCAGGUGGCAGCCGGCCGCGGACCGAGCCGUGGGGCCGCGCGAACUGACAUGCUUGCCAACGUCGCAGCGUGGCUCAACAUCAACCAGAUGAAGUCGGAGAAGCUGCAGUUUAACUUGCUGUGUGAGCAGAACCUCGGAAACCUGUGGCGCAAGGCCGCGUUUGGCCAGCUGACCGCCGACAAGACCUUCGCCAGUGUGCCGAGCGACGCGCUCGCCCUCUUCCGUGAGCCGGUUGACAUGUCGGUGGCCAACUGCGUGCCGCAGCUGACCUCGUACACUCAGAAGCUUGAAGCUGCGGUGGCGGACCAUGCACCGUUCCUCAGCGCCCAGGCAUCGUCAACCGCUUCCGAGAUUAUCUCCAUGGUGUCGGCGACUGAAAAGGCGGCUCCCGCGGCUGAAAGUGACGCUGCCGACGACGCCAAGGAGCGCUCGUUUGGCUCUGAGCAGGUCCAGGAGCAAGAGCAGGAGCAGGAACAGGAGCAGGAGCAGGAGCAGGAGAUGGAGAUCGAGAAGGAGCAGGAGCGGGUGCCCAUGCAGGCGGCGGCAGUCAAGUACGCCCGAGACGGUGAGGGUCCGCACACCUACACGCUUGCACAGCUGGCAGAGCACACCGGUGUUGGCAGCUCGAGCCCGCUGUAUCCGCUCUCCGACUUUAGCGUGGCGACCAAGGCCGGGCCGUCGCCGGUGAUGGCUUUCCCGGCCUUUGUCGGCCUCUCGAACAACUACUACCCUGCAGCGUGGAGUGAGGGUGUGAGGAGCGGGUCGAGCAAGUAUCGCCGGAUCAAGAACGUCGUGGUGGUGCUCGAGCUGGUGCCGACGACGAGCACCCCAAGCGGAGGCGAGGCCGAUGGUGGCGGUCUGACGCCUGGGCAGCGCGAGGCGCUGCAGUCUGCGUUUGCGCUGUACGACACCGACGGCGAUGGGAGCCUUAGCGCGAGUGAGACGCGCGAGCUGCUCAAGGCGCUCGACGUCGACGUCGCGUCCGGCGGUGCAGGUGCGGUGGCGGCGGUGAUGGACGGCGACGGCGAUGGGCGGCUGUCGCUGGAAGAGCUCGAGGCCGCAAUGGCGGGCCAUACGUUCUACGGGCUGGAUGAGAGCCGGCACUUUGUGGCGGUCGACCUUGCCGAGGCGGCCAGCCUGCGGCGGGCAAUCCACCUCGCCAAGACGAGCGGCUCGUUGGGCGGGGUGUUUGGCGAGAAUGUGAAUGGACUCGGGUUCUCGCUCCGGGUUGGUUCGCGAGUCCUAGACGCGACGCCCGGCUUCCGGGCGGCGUCGCCGUACCAGGCGCUGAUGGCCGAGUCUGUGCUGCGGUACUUUGACUCGGACACCGACUACGCGGACAAGGCACUCAACAUGCUCCUGCGGGCGCUGCAGAAAAACGAGCUCGGACUGCGGGCGGCGUUCUUUGAGCGGGCGCGGGCGGCGCGUCGGCGGUCGCAGGCACCGUGGCACGAGACGCCGCUAGCGCGGCUGUUUGUGACGCAGGACGAGUUCCACCUGCUCCAGUUCCGGGCAACAGUGGCGCGGAUUCGGGCGCUGAUGCGUGCGCGUGGGCUCUUCCUUCGCGACGCGUUCCGGGCGUUUGAUCACGACGCCGACGGCGUGCUCACGACCGACGAGCUGUACGCCGGUCUCCGGUGGCUCGGGCUCGACAUGACGCCGGGCUCGCUCAAGGAUCUUGUGCAGGCCAUGGAUGUGUCGCGUGACGGACGUAUCGACUUUGCUGAGUUCCGCGAGACCUUCACCGAUCCCGACGACGAGGAGUGGUCGCGGUCGGCCAACGUGGCGAGCGUGGCCGACGGGCCUGCCCAGGUUGGGGCGGUGGUGCCGGUUGUUCCGGUCGUGCCGGCUGUGACCGCGCCUGCCGGAAGUAGCGAUGCGCCUGGACCGUCGACGGCAGUUGGCGCACCAGGCUCCUGCCCAGUGGCGAGCGAUGUGCUGGCGCAGAUCGAGGUGAGCAUGGAGGUGUGCAAGGACUUUACCGAGGUGUGGAACUCCAAGGGCUCGAUGGCCAAGUCCAAGGGCUCGAUCUGGGCACCCAAGGACGGCAUGCUCAAGGCACGCAACAAGGAGGCUGUGGUGGUGGGCCACGCCGCAGCAUCGUCUCACAAGGCGCCAAAGAAGGGCGAAGUGUACUCGCUGGUGGUCCGCGACCGGUCAGUGACACGGUUCCAAAAGUCGGAUGUGUUGGGCGAGGUCAUUGCGUUCUUUGCGCCGCCGGUGGCGCGAUGGCAUCUUGCGUGGAAGUGCACGCGCGGCAAGACCGAGGUCUACGUGUGGCGCGGCGUGGCACCGUCGGAGCACUACGCAGUGUUGGGCAUGGUGGCGACGAACAGCAGCGAGCCGCCGCCGGUCGACAUGGUGCGGUGUGUGCACAAGAGUUGGCUGGUGGCCGGCGGCGCAGCAACGAGCGUGUGGCGCGAUGCGAGCGGCAAGGAGCUGUUCCGGGUCGGCGGUCUCGGCUUGCUGUGGGCCGGCGCAGCGCCGCCGCCGGACGCCGUGUGGACGCUACGCGGCGAGGAGUUUGUGUGUCCGCGGCCGUAACAGGCCGUGUGGCUUUUACUUUUCUUGGCAGUAAAGCGAAUGCCGGUGACCGG